Molecule: messenger RNA, 1649 nt
Organism: Uloborus diversus
Lineage: Eukaryota; Metazoa; Arthropoda; Arachnida; Araneae; Uloboridae
Product: calphotin-like
Cellular component (GO): chitin-based extracellular matrix
Molecular function (GO): structural constituent of chitin-based larval cuticle
Source: RefSeq, a predicted model, not a curated record
UAUAAAUUGAUAAGCUCUGGUGUGAUCAUUUCACAUUUCAUCUCCGAUCACAGAGAAGAAAUCCGAUCCUCAAAUAUGAAGGUAUUCGUGAUCCUGGCUUUAGCAGUGGUGGUACGUGGUACUGUCGUGCCAGCAAUUGCAGUUGCUGAGACUGGCGCCAGCGCGCAAUUCAGAAGUGAAGAUAACCUCGGAAAUUACAACUUCGGUUACAACGAAGAUCACACUUCCGGAGGAACCUUCCGUAGGGAAGUUGGUGACGCUCACGGCAAUGUUGCCGGCUCCUAUGGCUUGAGGGAUGCUGACGGAAGAAUCCGUAUCGUCAACUACAUCGCCAACGACGAUGGUUUCAAGGCCGAUAUCAAGACCAAUGAACCAGGCGUUGAACCAAAAGAUCCUGCUGACGCUACCAUCAACAAAGCCGAAUCUGUCAUUGUAGAAUCAGCGAUAGCUCCAGCUCCCUACGUCGCAAUUCCUCAAGAGGAACCGGUUGCAUAUGCAGCGCCAAUUUUCCCUCCUGUGGCAGCUGCUCCUGUUGCUAAAACCAUUGCUGCUCCAAUCACAUACACAUUCCCUGAACCUGCGGCAGUGCCAGUAGCUAAAACUCAUACCACCGUAACAACCGCUGAAGCUAACCCAGUAGUUUACGCAUUCCCUGCCCCAGCUGCUGUACCAGUCGCCAAAUCUCACGCUACUACAACCAUCACCGAAACUAAACCAGUAUCAUAUGCUUUCCCUGCCCCACUCGCUGUACCAGUCGGAAAAUCCCACACCACCACAACAGUUACCGGACCUGCUUCCAGCACCACCAUCACUGAAACUAAACCAGUAGGUUAUGCUUUCCCAGCACCAGCUGCUGUUCCAGUAGCCAAAACCCACACUACAUACGCCGAAACUAAGCCAGUAGCUUAUGCCUUUCCAGCACCAGCUGUUGCACCAGUUGCCAAGUCUCACACCACAACAAUCACCGAAUCUAAGCCAUAUGCUUAUGCCUUUCCAGCACCAGCUGCUGUACCAGUAGCCAAAUCUCACACCACCACAGUUACUGAAACUAAGCCGGUUGCAUAUGCCUUCCCAGCACCAGCUGCCGUACCUGUUGCUAAAUCUCACACAACCACAGUCACUGAGACCAAACCCGUAGCUUAUGCUUUUCCUGAGCCAGCCGCUGUCCCUGUUGCCAAAACCAUCGUCAAUGCACCAGUUGCUGUUGCUGAAGCCGCACCUCUUACUUACGCUUUUCCAGCACCAGCAGCAGUUCCUGUAGCCAAGUCAUCGUCAAUUUCAUACUCACCCAUCAGUUAUGGCCCAGCUGCAAUCAACUAUGGACCUGCUCUUCGCUACACCAUCAACCCUCACUUAAGCGCCCUUACUUACGCAUCUCCCUUCUACAAGUCCAUCUAUUCUCCCUGGGUUGCAUCAGUCGCUGGAUCAGUUCCUUACUUCAAUAACAUCGAAUAUCACGGUUAUCCAGUGGUCAAGAAAUGAAGGAGUAGCUAAAAUGUCUGUUGGCUCAAAUGGCAACUACAGAUCUCUUGUGCCAAUGGUGGACGGCUGGUCGUCCUCUUAGCAUUGUUCCUUCGUCUGUUUGUUCUUUUACGUUUCUUUCAUUUACACUGAGAUGAUUUGUGAUUCAAUAAAGAAUCUUAAAUUAA